Molecule: messenger RNA, 1212 nt
Organism: Saccharomyces kudriavzevii IFO 1802
Lineage: Eukaryota; Fungi; Ascomycota; Saccharomycetes; Saccharomycetales; Saccharomycetaceae
Gene: GPI14
Product: glycosylphosphatidylinositol-alpha 1,4 mannosyltransferase I
Exons: 1
Coding region: 1-1212 (403 amino acids)
Biological process (GO): GPI anchor biosynthetic process
Cellular component (GO): glycosylphosphatidylinositol-mannosyltransferase I complex; membrane
Molecular function (GO): GPI mannosyltransferase activity; alpha-1,4-mannosyltransferase activity
Source: RefSeq, a predicted model, not a curated record
AUGGCUGGUAGAUACUGGGGUUUGAUUGCAGUGUCAUUUUUGGUAAGAGUUGGAUUUUUCCUCUUUGGCAUUUACCAAGAUGCUAAUUUCAAAGUGAGGUACACUGAUAUCGAUUAUUUUGUGUUUCAUGAUGCUGCCAAAUAUGUAUAUGCGGGCAAAUCACCUUACGCAAGGGAUACAUAUCGUUAUACUCCACUUUUAAGUUGGCUAUUGGUUCCAAAUCAUUAUUUUGGAUGGUUUCAUUUGGGUAAGGUCAUAUUUGUUAUCUUCGAUUUGAUUACCGGGCUUAUAAUAAUGAACCUUUUGAACCAAACUAUCUCCAAAAAGAAGGCUCUGAUACUGGGGAGCAUUUGGCUAUUGAAUCCAAUGGUUAUUACAAUCAGUACGAGAGGAAAUGCGGAAAGUGUACUGUGCUGUUUAAUCAUGCUUACAUUAUAUUAUUUGCAAAAGGGUAAUUACACCGUGGCAGGCCUCUUGUACGGUCUAUCUAUCCAUCUUAAGAUAUAUCCUAUAAUCUACUGUAUCCCAAUGGCGAUAUUUAUAUAUUAUAGAACAAGUAGACAGGGUCCACAAGCACAACUAACAUCGUUAUUUAAUAUUGGUCUGAGUACACUGGUGACUUUGUUGGGAUGCGGCUGGACAAUGUACAAGAUCUAUGGAUACGAGUUUUUAGACCAAGCGUACUUGUACCACUUGUACAGAACAGACCAUAGACAUAAUUUUUCGAUAUGGAACAUGCUAUUAUAUUUAGAUUCCGCAAACCAGGGCAGUGGGGGGUCCAAUCUAUCAAAGUAUGCUUUUGUGCCUCAAUUGCUGCUUGUUCUGCUGACCGGAUGUCUGGAGUGGUGGAAUCCAACCUUUGAUAACCUGCUAAGCGUUUUAUUCGUACAGACUUUUGCCUUUGUGGCGUACAAUAAAGUCUGUACAUCGCAAUACUUCGUAUGGUAUCUGAUCUUUUUACCGUUUUACUUAUCAAGAUCACACAUUGGUUGGAAAAAGGGUCUUUUGAUGGUCACGCUUUGGGUAGUAACGCAGGGAAUUUGGCUAAGUCAAGGCUACUAUUUAGAAUUUGAGGGCAAGAACGUAUUUUACCCUGGACUCUUCGUAGCAAGCGCAUUGUUUUUCCUAACCAAUGUGUGGCUGUUGGGCCAAUUCAUUACUGAUCUCAAGAUGUUGGUGCCACCCGCAAGCGCCAGUAAAAGGCUCAAUUGA